AUUGCCUUUUGAAGUCAGCACGCACCUUGAACAUCAGACCGCCGCCGCGCAUUGGCGGAGCUGAGGAUGCCGCGUGCGGACGCAGAGCUGCUGCUGCUGCUUUGCAGCGCUUUGAUUCCCAGAGCUGCUGCUUCUGGACCCAUUUCAGGUUCGGACCCUGAACGCGGCAGGAUGGAGCUGCAGCGGGUACAGAACCUCGCUGCGCAGCCGCGCUACGGAGGGUGCUGGGCACGCGCUUUGGAGCACCUGGACAUGCGCUGCAAGGACAUGACGUCAGAGAGCCAAAGCCGUGUGGCUCUGCUGUUCACCCACUGUCACCUGAGCAGCUCAGGCAGGGAUUUCCCAUCAUGCCCUGAGGGCUCGGAGGUCAGCAGGUGCACGGCUGGGAUGGACGCUGUGGCGUUUAACACCUACACCGAGUUCUUCACUCACACGCACUCUAUCUGCCACUUCCUGCAGUCUGAGGCCUGGCAGAGCCGAGCGGAGAACACCAUGUACAGGCUGACUGAGACCUCAGCAGGCGUCGCUGAGCAGCUUCAGUCCACCAAGCAGAUGGCUAAUGACCUGAUGGAAGCCCAGACUUUGGCCUUACAGGCACAGAAAGAAAUCCUGACCAACGGAGAGCAGCUCAAAGUCACCCUCCGAGACUCUACAGAGGGUCUGCAGUCGGUGUUCUCAGACCUCAGCAGUGUCUCCAGGGAGCAGCAGGUGGCGCUGUCAGAGCUCUUCAACAGAAUCUCCUUCAUGCAGAGUUUCCUUCUGAUGGAGGCUCACAGUCUGAGCUCCUGCUGCUACAACGCUGCUGCUCUCUGUACCUCCUACCUCAUCACCUCCACCCCGCGCUCCUCCAGAGCCAGGUUGGUGCUGCUGGGGUUGGUGUGCCUGAACUUCUACCUGGAGAAGAAGAUCUACCAGUUUGUGCUGAGCUCCAGUCAUCCGGAACACCUGCACAUGGAGCUGGUCCUUGCAUACGUAGGCGUGCUGCGGCGUCUGUCGGCGAGCGUCGGCGUGUUUGUCCUGCUGCUGGUGUGUGUUCGCUACAGAGACCCCGUGCAGCAGAGCCUGCAGGUGCUGCAGCAGCUCAGAGAGACGCACAGAAACCUGCAGGAGGUGCUGCAGCGCGCAGAGAGAUUAACAGAGGAGAAGAAGAAGCUGGAGGACCAUCAGCUCCACCUGGAGAAGAGCUCAGAGAGCAGAAGAGUGGUGAGCCUGAGUUGUAGAGAAGAAAAAGAAGAGAAGGAGUCCAACAUGAUGUCAUCACCAGCUACAGACUUCUCCCCCCUGUCUCACCUGGCACCUUCACGUCAGCUGACUGGAGGAACACUGAGUUUCUGCAGGAAAAUGUUUUGUAAGUAA
This is a messenger RNA of Cyprinodon tularosa, 1356 nucleotides long. RefSeq lists its product as uncharacterized. Bases 67 to 1356 code for a protein of 429 amino acids. The record is from RefSeq and is a predicted model, not a curated record. Lineage: Eukaryota; Metazoa; Chordata; Actinopteri; Cyprinodontiformes; Cyprinodontidae. The transcript is spliced from 8 exons.